This is a messenger RNA of Emys orbicularis (European pond turtle), 3573 nucleotides long. It is a transcript of the gene LAMC2, whose product is annotated as laminin subunit gamma 2. Gene Ontology annotation, biological process: morphogenesis of a polarized epithelium; cell migration; cell-cell adhesion. The coding region runs from base 1 to 3573 and encodes 1190 amino acids. The transcript has 23 exons. NCBI's taxonomy places the organism in Eukaryota, Metazoa, Chordata, Testudines, Emydidae. Gene Ontology annotation, molecular function: integrin binding. Gene Ontology annotation, cellular component: laminin-332 trimer; basement membrane. The record is from RefSeq and is a predicted model, not a curated record.
AUGCCUGGAUCCCCAGAAAUGACUUUGCACUGGCUGCUAACCCUGAGCUGCCUCUGUCUCUCUCUCUUCCUGCCUGCAGCCAUCGGUACCAACAGAAGAGAAGUCUGUGACUGCAAUGGGAAGUCCAGUCAGUGCAUCUUUGACAGGGACCUGCUCCGAGAAACAGGAAAUGGGUACCGUUGCCUCAACUGCAUCGACAACACAGAUGGCGUUCACUGCGAGAGGUGCAAGGAGGAGUUCUAUCGCCAGCGGGAUGGAGAAAGCUGUCUGCCCUGUAACUGCAACCCCAGAGGCUCUCUUGGCCUGCAGUGUGAUAACUACGGCCGGUGCAGCUGCAAACCCGGGGUGAUGGGCGAUAAGUGUGACCGGUGCCAGCCGGGGUUCCAUUCCUUCUCAGAGACUGGGUGCCGGGCAGGCGGACAAGUGUCGAGUGCUCAGUGUGACUGCAAUCCAGCCGGUAGCGCGGGGCAUUGUGUUUCAGGUCACUGCGUCUGCAAGGCAAGUGUCUCGGGAGAGCUAUGUGACAGGUGCAAGCAGGGCUACUAUCAUCUGGAUGCAAGAAACCCCGAGGGAUGUUCCCAGUGCUUCUGUUAUGGCCACUCCGCCAUGUGCACCAGUGCAGAAAAUUACAACAUCCAUAAAAUCACUUCCAGCUUCCAGCAAGAUGCUGAGGGCUGGAGAGGAGUGUAUGUGAAUGGGUCCCCUGUACAGCUCCAGUGGUCUCCCCGCCAUCGGGAUGUGUUUGUUACAGCCAGGAGAUCAGAGCCCACCUAUUUCCUGGCGCCGGCCAGAUUUCUUGGGAAUCAGCAGGUGAGCUACGGCCAGACCCUGUCCUUUGAUUAUCGCAUGGACCGAGGGGGUCGUCGUCCUUCUCCCCGGGAUGUGGUCCUGGAAGGAGCUGGCCUACGAGUCACCGCCUCCCUCCUGCCUCAUGGGAAGAUGCUGCCCUGCGGCAUCAGCAAGACAUAUACGUUCAGACUGGACGAGCACCCGCGCAGUGGAUGGAGCCCCAAGCUGAGUUACUUUGAGUAUCGCAGGUUACUUGGAAACCUGACGGCCCUUUGGAUCCGAGCCACGUAUGGAGAAUACAGCACUGGGUACAUCGAUAAUGUCACCCUGGUUUCUGCACAGCCGACCUCUGGAGCCCCAGCGCCCUGGGUGGAACGAUGUGUGUGUCCUGCUGGCUAUCAGGGGCAGUUCUGUGAACAUUGUGCUCCUGGGUACAAGAGAGACGCUUCCAACCUUGGGCCUUUCAGCACUUGUGUGCUGUGUAACUGCCAGGGGGGAGGAAACUGCGAUCCAGACACUGGAGACUGUUAUUCAGGAGAUGAAAACAUGGACCCCAAUGCCAGCUGUCCAUUUGGUUUCUACAGGGACCCCUGGAAUCCGCAGAGCUGCCAGCUGUGCCCUUGCAGAAAUGGCCAGGGCUGCUCAGUGGCGCCAGGGAGAAAGGAAGUCAUUUGCAAUAACUGCCCUCUGGGAGUCACUGGUGCUAACUGUGAACUCUGUGCUGAUGGCUAUUUUGGAGACCCCUUGGGCGACACUGGCCGUGUGAGACCCUGCCAGCCCUGCCACUGUAACAAUAAUGUCGAUCCCGGUGCUGUGGGGAACUGUGACCGGCUGACGGGUGAAUGCCUGAAAUGCCUCUACAACACAGCUGGCUUCUCCUGUGACCAGUGCAGGGGCGGGUUCUUUGGGAACCCCUUAGCCCUCAACCCAGCAGAGAAGUGUCAAGCCUGUAACUGCAAUUCGGUAGGUUCAGACCCCCUGAAGUGCAGAAGCGAUGGGAGCUGUGUUUGCAAGCCAGGAUUCGAGGGGCCCAACUGUGAGCACACACAGUGCCCAGCCUGCUACAGCCAUGUGAAAACACAGGUGGAUCAGUACUUGCAGCAGCUGCAGCAGCUGGAGGUUCUUGUGUCUCGGCUGCAGCUUGGCAGUGGGGAAGGGGCCAGUGAGGAGCUGGAGGGGAAGAUGCAACAGGCUGAGGCGACCCUGCGUGAAAUCCUGAGAGAAGCUCUGAGUUUACAAGCCUCUGACAAGUCCCUGGAGAGCCGGAUGUCCAAAAUGAAGGGACAAGAGUCCAGCUACCAGAGCCGCUUGGCCGACAUCAGGGUGACGGUGCAGAGGCUGCAGGCGCUGGGGCAUCAGUACCAAGCCCAGGUGCAGGACAUUAGGAGGCUGAUCGAGAGAGCCCGUUUGGACCUGGGGCAAAGCAAAGUGACCCUGAGUGGGCUGAAUAUUCCAACUUCACAUCUCCCUGGCGGGUCAAACAGUUUUUUGAUGCUGGCCCAAGAAGCUCUCAGACUAGCAAACAGCCACGUGCAAUCAGCAAAUGCCAUUGAACAGGCAGUCAGGGCAGCGGUGGAUGACUCAGGACAGGCCCUGGAGCUGGUGCGCUCAGCUGUGAGUGGAGGAGGCAUCCUGGCGAGCUCUGUGCAAGGGCUGCUGCGAAAAUACGAUGAAACCAAAUUGCUGGCCAGCGAGCUGGAGACUGACGCCAGCAGAUCUGCGUUGGAUGCAGACAGGGCCUAUCAGGGCAGCCUGGUGCUCCUCAGCUCCAUGUCUCGCUUCUCAAAGAUUGACACUGGGUCCUUCCAGGAGGAGGCGAACCGGCUCAGGCAGGAGGCAGACACUCUAAUGGGCUUGGUGGAGACGUACAUGGCAGAAUACAGGCGGCUGCAAAGCAACACUAGAAGCUGGGAGGAAGAAAUCAAACAAUUGUUACAGAGUGGGGAAAGCAAGAGACUGGCUUCGAGUCAGCUGUUGUCCCGCGCCAACCUUGCCAAGAGCAGAGCACAGCAGGCACUGAGUGCUGGCAAUGCCACUUUUUAUGAAGUUGAACUCAUCUUGAAAAAUCUCAGGGGGUUUCACCUGCAGGUAGAUGGUAGGAGAAGAGAAGCUGAGGAAGCGAUGAGAAGACUCCCUCUCAUCAGCAAUAUGGUCACGAAUGCCAAUGAUAAGACUGGACGAGCAGAAGGCGCCCUGGGCAGUGCUGCUACAGAUGCAAAGACAGCCAGAAGCAUGGCCGGGGAGGCAAAGGAGAUCACUGGUAGUAUCCAGCAGGAGAUAAGGCGGUUGAACUCGGAAGCCAACAGGACAGCAGAUGGGGUCCUGGCACUGGAGAAAGGAGUCAUAGCUUUACUGAACGAGGCCAGAGAAGCAGAAAGGGAGCUCACGAGGAAGGCUCUGGAGGUCGAUAUGGAUGCCACCGCUGCACAGAAAACUGGUCAGGAGGCGCAGGGUGCCCAUGCCGGUGCCCGUACUGCUGGGGCUGCUGUCCAAGAGACACUGCGUGCCCUGGAAGACUUUCUACAUCUGAUGGACCAGCCUGGCCCUGUGGAUGAGCAGGCGCUGAGAUUGCUCGAACUCAACCUCAGCGGGGCCAGGACGAAGAACAGCCAGUUGAAAGAGCAGAUGGCCGAACUGGAGAAAACGGCCAGUCUGCAGAGGCUCCGGGUUCAGACUCUAGAGAGGAGCAUUAAUGAGAUCCUGGCAGACAUUAGGAACCUGGAGGAGAUCCGCAACAACCUCCCCCCAGGCUGCUACAACACAAAUUCCAUUGAAAAACCUUGA